Molecule: messenger RNA, 4063 nt
Organism: Podarcis muralis (Common wall lizard)
Lineage: Eukaryota; Metazoa; Chordata; Lepidosauria; Squamata; Lacertidae
Source: RefSeq, a predicted model, not a curated record
AUGAGGACGGGCAGCCGGCUGGGCGCGGAGAAUCAAAACCAGAACGAUCGCAGGAGCUUCAGCUGGGCGUUUGAUGUGGAAAUGUCUCGAAAUAACUCUACGCCACGUGAUCCUCCCAUUGUCUCCAGCCAGACUUGCGCAGGAGAGACGUUCCUGAGCCUGAACCUGAACGAGGACGACAACAGCCCGGAUGCCAGGCGUUUCCUCCGCUUCCAGCGCACCUUCUCAGCCUGCCCUGUCGCCCUCUCGGCUUCCGGCUUCGAAGGAACCGGCUGUGCAGUGCACCCGGCCGACACCGUCACUCCCCAUGCCACCGCGGCCGGUCCGAGCGACCCAGCGUGGCCCCUCCAGCAGCCGUGGGGCCGGGACUCUGAGCUGCCGCCCACGUCCCUCCAGCGCAUCCCCUUCCGGGCGGACCGCUCAACCAGCCUGAUCGAGGGCUGCUGCCGCGGCGACACCAAGCCGCCCUCGUCCCGCUACAAGACGGAGCUGUGCCGCACCUUUGAGGAGAGUGGCGUCUGCAAGUACGGGGCCAAGUGCCAGUUUGCCCACGGCGUGGCUGAGCUGCGGGGCCUCAGCCGCCACCCCAAGUACAAGACGGAGCCUUGCCGCACCUUCCACACCUCGGGCAUCUGCCCCUACGGCGCACGCUGCCACUUCAUCCACAACGCAGAGGAGCGCCGCGUGCCGCCCCCGCGGGCACCCUUGCCAACUCGCCACUGCCCCGCCGCUGACCCCCUGCCUGUGGGCCCCCGCCUUCCGGAGACCUCCUUCCCUCGCGACGCCCUGAGCCAGCCGACUCUCGCCUGCCCCCUCCGUGCCGCCGGAGCCACUCGGGGUUCCCUGUCCUGCCCCUUCGCCUUCCCAGCCCUACUGACGCUGCAGAAGAGCCUUUCCGCCGACUCCCUCUCCGACCAGGAAGACUCCGGGAGUUCGGGGGGCAGCAGUGGAUCAGAAUCCCCGGGGCUGGGCCCGCUGGGCCGGCGGCUGCCCAUUUUCAGCCAGAUCUCCAUCUCCGAUGACUGAAGGGGCGUUUCGAGGUUGGGAGGAGAAACUGAGGCAUGGAGAGAAAGAGGCGAGAUUUCCCUUGUCCGCUCCCAGAGAGAGCUGGAGGCAGCUAGGAACCUCUGCUCUUUGUGUGUGGAUGCCCACCUGACUUUCUGCCUCUGCUUAAAUAGGUUCGCUAGGUUUCCGCAUCAAUUCAAAAACCUCAUUGACCUGUUUAUCCAGAGGCAACCGUGUGUGUUUUUGUACGCCGUUGGGGGGCGAGAGGUGUGUCCUUCUCAGACCACUUCCAGCGCUCUUAAAAAUGGUCUGGUUUCUCUUGAUAUCCUGAGUUGUUUGGGAAGGCUCUUUUUUUUAUCCUGUCAAUGAUUUUAUUUUAUUUUAUUGUUUGAUAAAAAAACUGACGUUUCUCAAGCAAUGGACUGAGAUGAACAACUACUGCUGGUUUUCUCUGCUUGAGGGAGGGAUCGAGGAAAUUAUAUGCAGAGUGAGAAGGAUGUGGAACCACGAGAACAGGCAACGUCCUGCUUGCUGCGAUAGUUUUACAGAGAGUGGCCAGGGACAUGUGGGAAGUCUGGAGCAAAGCCGACUCCAUGGAACGUGGCGAGAUUUUUUGUGGCAUCCAGAAGGGUGUUGUUUUCUGCCAGGCUACUCACAUUUUCUCAGGGUCUCCUCCCCCAACUUGGUGCUCAUAUGUUGGACUACGACUCCCAUUAUCCGUAGUCAUCACUGCACAUGGCUGGGAAUUGUAGUCCAAAACCUCUGGCAUGGGCACCAAGUUGGGGAAAUCUGGCUUAGGGCCUUGGCAAAAAAAAUAUAUUGUGACCCGUGAAUUAUGGGGUUCUGUCUCUGACUCCAAAAGAUUUGCAGAACUUUAUUUCGAUACCAUUGUGAUGUAUUCAACCAAAUCCUACACAGAGUAGACCCACUAGCAUUCAGGGACCUAAGUCGGCCGUGUUCCUUAUCUCCAGUUGGUCUCCUCUGUGCAGCGCUAGCAUUGGAUCCGACCCUGAAUGUUGGCUCCUGUCUCCAUGCGAGAAGGAGCCGACAAAUCUGCAGCUACUUGUGCUUUUUUGUCUUUUUGAAGCUGCAAUAUGGAAAAACUUAAUUUUGGUGGUUGCCUUCCCCACCCCCCAAAAAAAAGCCUUAAGCAAGGGCUUUCCUUUGUGUUGUUUCAGCUGAGGAUCUGGCGGCAUGGAAAAAGGGAAAGCCAAGAACUUUCUGACUACGGGCAGGAAAGCUGGAGGGUGAAACUGACAGAAUGAAAAACUUAAACUGACAAAUACUCGCCUGCCAAGAUCAAGAUCUCUCUCUCUCUCUCUCAUUCUCUCUUUCUGUCUUUACUGAGGGGGUGGGAGAAAUGGGAGAGAAGACCUCAAAAACUGACCAGACGCCGAAAGCAUUUUUUAAUUUUUAAGGGAGCGGCGACGCAUUGGAAUCGGAACUCUUCCCACAAAUUUGAGCCCUUAGAGGAAAGAAUGUUGGAUGUUUCUGAAUGGCUGGGGGGUGGGGAGAAGAGAUUGUAUUAACGGCGGGUUUCGCAUUUUCUCAGGCCAAACACCCAAGUGCUUCUUAAUUUAUUCAUUUUUGCAGAGCAGGUUGGGAAGAAGAUGAGUUGGGUCCAAGGACGGAGGCCGCUGGGCAGUGCCAACUGGGAUUUUCCCAUCAGCCCUUGCGGGGUCUGAUGGGAGAUGCUGUCCUAAACAUCUAGAGGGACCCCAGAUUGCGUCUUGGGCUGGCCCUCCGGUUUUUGCAAUGGAAACAGCAGCCCUUGGCAUUCUUCUUUCCAUGGCAAGCGUGUGGCUUGCUUGGAAACUCUCGGUCGCACAAGUAUGUCAACACAACACUGGUUUUUUGGGCUCAUGCCUGGGUCUCUCGAGUGUUACCUGAUAAAAAAGAUCUAGAAAACAGUGUCUGCAGACUAAAAAAUGGGUUGAGAGGGGUUCCCCUUUACGCCUCUGCCCCGAUGCAAACGACAGAGCCCUGCUAAAACCUCGUUUUCCCUCAGAAAGUGGGUUGAGAUCUGUCUUUUGAAACUGCCUUCAAGUCUCCAAGAUUGAGGGGGGAGACGGGGCGGGGGGCGUUGUCUGUCUCCUGCAUUAAUUCGCUCAUCCCCUUAUUGCACAGCCGGUCUUCUUAAAGAGUCAGGCCACCUGUGCCCUUCACAAUAAUGCUUUUGUAGUGGGGACAGGAUUAGCCCCCAAGUUUGUGUGUGUGUUUUAAAAAAAGAUAUUCUCUUCAGUUGUUUUGAAGAAAGUGUGGUAUUUCCCCCACAGGGACGACGACGACGACUUCUUUUUCCCCUUUAAAAUAUAAGGGGGAAUUUUGCAGGUUCGGAUUACGUUGCAUGGAACAAGAGGAAAGGAAGGGUUUCCGUUCUCGAAUUCCCUUUCAAUCUCUAUUUGUGCACGAAUGAGGGUUCUCAUUAUUUUUUCAGGAGAUUGGUGGGCGAAUUGCACCUCUCCUAACCGAGCUAAUAUCUUUGUGCAUUGGAAAACAAUCCUUAAUCUCGUGCUGGUUUUGCAGCUCAUUCUUCCAAGGAAUGUUUGAUGUCUGGAGCACAGGAACACAUUGUGUCGCCUGAGAUUUCAGGCGAUUCCUACCUACACAAGUUCUGUGUAUGGAGAAAGCAUAUCAGGAGAUAAACUGUCUCCAGGGAGGGGAAAUCCAGGAUAGAGAACCUCUGAAUUGGCAAAACUCCACCAUGAAUCCUUAAUAUAUUGUAAGCUAUUUAUUGCAUCCUUUUUUAAAAAAAUAUAUGAACGUUAUUUCUGAUAUUUGGAACCAAAUAUUAUUUUUUUCUCCUUUUUAUAGAAGUGCAUAAAAGGUUCUUAGUUUAUCUGCUAACUUUAAAAAUUGAAAAAGCCAACGUCUGCCUUAAUUUGGUGUGUGUCGGGGGAAUAUUCAGUAUUAACUUAUUACUUGUUUGUGUCUUUUUAUUUAUAGAGUUGCCUCCCUUUCGUUAACGGGUUUCUGUGUUAAUCAGAACGACUUUUAAAAUGGAUGCGUCUGCAUUUCCGGUUUGAUCCUGUCGUAAUAAAGUCUGUCUUAUUUUAAA